AGAGAGAGAGAGAGAGAGAGAGCCAUUGUGACGUUGCGUGUGGGUGCGUGCGUGAGUUGCGUGCGUUGCGUGUAUAUGUGCGUGUGUAUGCGUGUGUGCGUUGCCGGGACGGACGGACAGACGGGAGCCGUUCGCCAUCACUAUAGCAGCACCUUCUUCUGCGCCCGUGUCAUCUUCGGCUUCUGACUAUAUACGUAUAUAUAUAUAUAGGCGCCACGGACAGAUAUAUAUCAUUAUCAUACAUAUAUAUAAAAAAAUAAUACAGAGUAGUGUGGGCCGGAGAAAGAGAGCAACUCACAUACACAAACACAAACACACACACACACGCACGCGGGGUCGAGUUGAGAGAGAGAGAGAGAGAGAGAGCGAGUGUGUAAGGUGGGCAAGAAUCGCAGACGUUAAAAGCACGUGGAUCGGUCCUGGUCGCCAGCAGUAAGGCAUCGCUCGCUAUCGGGUUACCAGGCGUUUUUGGAAGGCUCACACACACACUCACUCACACGCACACUCACUCACUCUCACACGCACGCACGCACGCGAGCGAGGAGCUGUACUAUCCCGUAUGCGGAUCUGACACUUUGGCGUGUGUUAGUUCUUAACGGCUGAGAAGGAGAGAGAGAGAUAUACUAUAUAUAAAUAUACAUAGAGAGAGAAAGAGAACAGGAAGAGAGAGAGAUACAUUGCUUAAGAAGACGGCGGCAGAUCCAGAGAGAGAGAGAGAGACAGAGAAAGAGCAAGACUUUUCCAAAGAAUUGUAAAAAGUGAUCUCGUAGCGACGUUGCGGUUCCUUCCACAGUUAGUUGCUGACAUAAAGUGAUUUCGGAAAUUACGAAAGAAAAAAGGAAACAACAGCAACAACAGUAACUGGUGUGCCUUUAGAAAUGGAAGCCGAAUCGUAAAUUGAAAAUGAAUCUUCCCUCUUCUUCUUGAGCGGCUGAAUAACUAACUUAUCGCGUAUAGGAUUCACGUUACAGCAACACCGUCACGUAACAAAAUGUCAGUCGUCACCAGCCGAAGCAUCUGAAGCGUCGAAAGCAGCAAUAGCAGUAACUUGCCUUUUUUUUAUUUUUUUCGAAGCGAAUCAUUUUCCCUCGAUUGGUAUUCUUGGGAGCCUUUUCGCACCAGUGAUAUAGUUCGAAGUUCCGAAGUUCGAAGUAGGAUAACGAUGGUAUCCUUCAGGAUUCUAUAAAGAAGACGGCCAGAAUGUCCUAAGAGCUUCAUUCAUCCUACGACUCGAAUAUCCUGGUCUCCCCCCAUUCCUCCCCAGUCAUCCUCAAAUUCGGAAUCUUUUUUUUUCUUUCUCGGAGAAUUUUUGAAAAUACGGACUAAAUAUUUUUUUCUCUUUUGGCACAAGUUUGCGUAGAUUAUUCCUUUCACGUCGACUCGACUAAGCCGGUCCCAAGUCUCUGCGAAAACUGAAGGAAUUGAUAAGGUUAUAAGAUAUUCAAUCCGAGUUGAGAUAGAAAUCUUUACCAGAGGAAAUCUUGCGCCCAGAAAAUAUCUAUCGUUAUCAAAUUCAUCUUACUGGGUACAGCAUACGAAAAGCGAUACACAGAUUAGCGAGAUAGAGCGGGAGAAAGAGAGAGAGAGAGAGAGAGAGAGAGAGAGAGAGAGAGAUAACGUUGAAGAAGAAGUGGAGAAGAUAAAAAAAAGAGGAGAGAGAGAGAGAGAUAGAAGAGGAAAAUAGAAAAAAAGACCAAUAGAAAAUAAGGAAUAAUUCUCAUAAUGAAGGUGUCCUUUGUGUGCAAUUGUGUUCUACUCGCUGCUACGCUCCUGGCAACUUCGGCAGAAGGACGAUCAUAUCCCUGGCACAAGUCAACACAAGAUUUCCGUUAUCGUUAUGGCAAAAUUCAGAGUCGAGAGGGCAGAGUGUCGAAUCACCACCAGAGCCAGAAAACCCACGUGCAGGCGUCCGAUCUGAAGGAAUUAUUUGACGAAACGUUAUCGGAAUUUCUCCGCGCCACCGAGCCUGACAACCACCUCCCCCAGCGCCUACCUCCCCGGUUCCCCUCCAGGGUGCCGGCAAGGCUCUCCCACCGCAUCAUGACCAAUGAGCUUCAAGAUAUCGGUAUCGACCCAGAACAGGAGGAGCUCUAUAGCGCCACAGUAGCAGAGAGGGAAGAGUUGAUUGGAGACACGAGCAGGCAACGCUACCUGACUUCGGAUUACCAGAACUACCACGAGGAAGUGUGUGAAACCAGAAGGAAAUGGACGUUGCUCAACGAGACGGUAGACAUAGACGGAAAUGAGGUGGUCAUUGUAAACCCAGUGGGGCAGGAGAAGCAGAUUGUCUACAAUUACGAGUGCGUCUCCCCUUGUUCUGCUUGUAAAGGCGUAGGGGUGAAGUCGUCGUGUAAGAUGCGCUACAGCUACGUCAAGAUGUACAUCCGGUUGAAGUAUGGCUAUCGUCCCGAGGACCCCAAAUGGGAGUUCGUCUCCGUUCCUUCCCACUGCGCAUGCGAACUAGUUCCCGAUAACUUUAUUGACGGAGAGUGUUUGGACUAAGAUACGUGGAGAUUGGCGGCAUAUAUUCCCAACCCAACUCCCAAACCCCCGACCCUUUACAGAUAUGGGUGUUAUCUGAACCUAUCCUCACAACAUAAGCGCUUAUUAUUUCUUCUGUCUCCCGCAAGAACGCCAUCUGCUUCGCCAUCGUGUGGAUACCAAGCCUCGUCUGUUUUUUCGAUUUGAUUUUCAUCCUGAAAGAUCCGGCCAGCCUCCUGCUGCUUCCUCUACGGAAGACGGGAACCCGAGAGGAAAAUCGCUUGGCAACCGUUUCAAGAAGGGAAUAAGAGCAGAGGAAGACUGAGUAGUAGUGUAGUAGCUCGUGACAAGCGUAGAGACGGAGAGGAACUGGACGUCGAAGAAGAUGCUGCUGAUAGCCAGAGACCAUUAUUAAUAGCCGACACCUGGCUCACCCCUCCCCCAACAACCUCGCCCUCCACCCCAAUCCUCCUCCUCCUCUUCACUCGCUCGCUCGUUCGCCCUUUUCCCGCCGGAUUCGGUCUACCUUUCCCGCCCAAAAUCCAUCUCUUCCUCAAGAAGUGGAUUUGAGCACCAGCUGUGGAUCUCACAGCUUACGACUGCGGAUCUCAGCCCCCACAGGUGGUUCUCAGUUCCACCUGUGGAUCGAUUUGUUUUAAUUGCACACACACAAAGCAUCGUAAUUAUUAUUAUCAUCAUGCAUCUGGCAGAGUGAAGAACCUGUUCAGAGAGAGGCUGGAAUUUUGUUAUCAUAUAGUCUCUGAAUAACGCACUUACAAACACACAACAAAUACAAUGCUUAUAGCAGACUGUUCUACCUUAGACUAGGAGAGAGAGAGAGAGAGAGAGAGAGAGAGAGAGAGAGAAGACCGGGAAGAAGAAGAGGAAGAUAAAAGAAGACUGAACAAGCGGAAAAAACAAGAAAGAAAGAUUAAAGGAAAUAUAUGAAGUUUUGUCUGAAAUGUGGCUGACUUAAAUACGAAAUCCGUUGAAGAAAAGGAAGAAAAUAAGAAGAAAGAGAGAGAAGAAAAUAACGACAGAAGAACUAGACAUAACUGAGAUCAAGAUAUAGCAGACGAAGACAAUGCAACAACCAAAGGUUCCCUUCAUUAGCUCUUUCUGGAAGAAGAAGAAGAAGAAGAAGAAGAAGAAGCGAAUUGUGUCGCGCGCGACAAAUUGUCGUCGGAUGUACUUCUUGUAAGUCUGUUUCUCUGUUCUGAAAUUAUUCAGAUCUUUCCUUUUUUUCAGAUAAUCUUUGAUUCCAUUAUGAAGAUCUGUUUAAAAAAAUAAAUGAAUUCUGUGAA
This is a messenger RNA of Macrobrachium nipponense, 3785 nucleotides long. RefSeq lists its product as uncharacterized. The record is from RefSeq and is a predicted model, not a curated record. The transcript has 9 exons. Lineage: Eukaryota; Metazoa; Arthropoda; Malacostraca; Decapoda; Palaemonidae. Gene Ontology annotation, molecular function: signaling receptor binding. The coding region runs from base 1723 to 2502 and encodes 259 amino acids.